CUCGCCGUCGCCGGGCGCCCUCGCCUCCCGCGUGGGGAGACAGGGAGGGAGGCCCGGCAGCUGCCAAGGGGCCAAGGGAUGAGCUGGGGCCCUCCUUCCCAAUGGCAUCUCCCCCCGGUCUGGAACUGAAGACACUGAGCAAUGGUCCCCAGGCCCCAAGGAGACCAGCUCCUCUGGGCCCAGUGGCCCCACCCAGGGAGGGCGUGGAGAAUGCCUGCUUCUCCUCAGAGGAGCAUGAGACCCAUUUCCAGAACCCUGGGGACACCAGACUGGGCAGCUCCCCCAGCCCCCCUGGGGGUGUCCCCUCACGGCCCCGAUCCCAAAGGGACGAUCUGUCCCUGCGUUCAGAAGAGGGGCCAGGCCUGGAGCCCGUGAGCCGCCCGGUGGAUUACGGCUUUGUUUCGGCUUUGGUUUUCCUGGUGAGCGGGAUCCUCCUGGUGGUGACCGCGUACGCCAUCCCCCGCGAGGCCCGUGUCAACCCGGACACAGUGUCAGCGCGGGAGAUGGAACGACUAGAAAUGUACUACGCCCGCCUGGGCUCGCACCUGGACAAGUGCAUCAUCGCGGGCCUGGGGCUGCUCACAGUGGGCGGCAUGCUCUUGUCCGUGCUGCUGAUGGUCUCCCUGUGCAAGGGCGAGCUAUACCGCCGGCCGACCUUCGUCCUGGGCAGGGGCUCCAGGAAGACUUAUGGCUCCAUUAACCUGCGCAUGAGACAGCUCAAUGGGGAUGGGGGCCAGGCCCUGGUGGAGAACGAAGUCGUCCAGGUCUCAGAGACUAGCCACAACGUCCAGGGGUCUUAAGUAAGCGCCCACCCUAUCUGGCUGCUUCAGCUGCAGGGCUUCGAGGUUCCCAAGGCUGGGGUUUCAGACUGAGCUCUGCGUAGGGCCCUGUGGAAGGAGUCGUGGGUGCCGGAGGGGGAGCCUGGGGCCUGGCCCAGGCUUCACUUGGGAGAGCGGCCCCCUGAUCUGUUUUGUAGCUCGAGGUUUUGCAUAAGGUUUUGUUUGAAGGAUGGCUUCUGCUGCUAAAAAUACAAAAGUUUGGAAACUGCUGCCCUUGGAGGAUGAGGUUUCUUGGCAUUUCCGAGGAUUGAGAGCUGUUUGGAAGGCUGCCCAUCCUGUUCCUCGUGCCUUGGGGAAUUCCGGGAUCUCUGCUGUCCUCAUCGGCCGUGUAUGGGUGUUGGGCGACCUUGGAGGGACCCCUUUCUGCCCUGACCAUCUAAGGUGGGAGGUGGCUUCACGAUGAGGGGAGAAGUCACCACUGGACGACCUCCCCUCUCCAGGCCUCAGUCCCCCUGACUGUGAUCUGAGAGGGCUGAUCUGGAUGGUCAGGCCCCUCCUGUUCUGCCCUCAGAAUUCCUGUGUGGAAUGGGAGCCCGGUGUCUGCGUCUGUCCACUCCUUCCGGAGGGGAGGGUGUUCGGCAGGUGCUGAUCAUUCAUGCCAUUUUCUGACCUCGUGUUGGUGGCCACCACUGUCAGAUAGCCACCAUCUCACAAGGUCCUGCUAAAGGACCCCAGGUGAGGCCGGGCUAAAUCCAAAAUUUGCUAUAGCCUGAUUUUGGCCUUGGGAUAGAAGUACCUGCAGUGACUAGAUCUUAGCACACAUUUUAUAUAGUCACAUGCACAGUUUUCACUAACUUCCUGGACAAGAGCUGGGUGGGGGUGGACUUUCAAACAAAGGGUGAGGGCUUUGUUGUAUUUCUAUGGACACGGUGUGGGUCUUUGUUACCUCCGCUUCCUCAACAGUACGUCUCUUGAGCUUGAUCUUAUUCUGGUUAACAGAAAAAAAAUUUUUUUAAAUGCUGAAUUUGUAACCUUCCUCCCCUAACCCCCCUAGCAGUAAAGCCCCAGUUUAUCUGGGGAGAAACCAGGCACAUUCUGGUGGCCUGGAUACUCUAGCUACUCUGAUCACUGUUCUGUUUCUCUUGUCAAGUGUUUCCAGUCUCCAUCCAGACUCUCCUCACUGACAAGGAAAGGAAGUAGGCCCUAGUGGGCAAGGAGAUAAAGGUGUCUGAGGACUGGAGGAGGGCGUUGUCUGUUCUAAAUGGCCCUAGGGGGCUUUGAGAGUACAUGCCUUCCAGACCAUUGAUGUGAAGACUCUAUAAAGGGGUCAUUUCGGUGAGCCCCCUGACCCCGUGCAGGUCCUUCUUACUCUGUUGGCCAUGGAUCCUAACUGACUCUUAGGAGUGGAAGGGUGGGGUGGGUAUGGGGUCUGUAAGCUAGAGCAGCCCUGAUUAUUUGUAACCUGAGCCUCCGUUCUAGUGGGUUGAACAUCUGGGCAGUGUAACAUCACAGCUUCUAUAACGGAUCAAGUAUCUGCUCCCACUGGCAGGUUUUGCGAGCACAAGGGGGCUGGGGGAGGGCUGGAGGGGACAA
Molecule: messenger RNA, 2372 nt
Organism: Camelus dromedarius (Arabian camel)
Lineage: Eukaryota; Metazoa; Chordata; Mammalia; Artiodactyla; Camelidae
Gene: TMEM74B
Product: transmembrane protein 74B
Exons: 2
Coding region: 102-800 (232 amino acids)
Source: RefSeq, a predicted model, not a curated record